Didymodactylos carnosus is the source of this 1047-nucleotide messenger RNA. Lineage: Eukaryota; Metazoa; Rotifera; Eurotatoria; Philodinida; Philodinidae. The record is from the annotation of a GenBank genome assembly.
AUGGGUAAGUCUGUGGGUCACACAUCAAGUGUUUGCCGCCGUUUGAAGGUGACUGAAAAUCGUUCUCUGGCGACUCUUAAAGACAUUGGUUUUAUAAUCGAGUUUUAUUUAAUGGAUGUUUUUAUUGUAGUUUGUGAGUUGAAUGCACUUGCUACAUUUGAUGAUAUAUCUGGAGGGUCAUCAAAUCGGAAUGUCAUGCCGAAUGAUUAUAGUGGUUUGGUUUGGACUAAUGCUGUCAUUGUAAAUGACAUUGCCAUAUCCAGUGUCGGUUGUACUGGCUAUUGUUUAAUUGUCAUAAAUAGUCCGAUGGUAAUACGACCAGAUAAUGGCACCACAUUUAUACUUAAUUCCUGUAUCUUGGGUGCUCCUUUGGGUGAUCAGAAUGCAACAAUAAAAGCUUAUUAUUUUGCCACGUUACUAAAUACAACAACCGUAUCGUUAACUCUCAAUCAAUCGAUGACAUUCGCACCAGACUGGCCAAGUGUUACUUCAGUUACAUUCGAAUCUAAUAUGGGCUUAACAGUCGAUAAUAUUUCUGUAACUCUUCAGGACACAUGCGCUUCAGUUUGUGAGUUGAAUGCACUUGCUACAUUUGAUGGUAUAUCUGGAGGGUCAUCAAAUCAGAAUGUCAUGCAGAGUGAUUACCGUGGUUUGAUUUGGACUAAUGCUAAUUUUAUAAAUGCCAUUUCCAUACCCAAUGCCGGUUGUACUGGCUAUUGUUUAAUUGUCAAAAAUGAACCAUUGAUAAUACAGGCAAAUAAUGGCACCACAUUUAUACUUAAUUCCUGUAUCUUGGGUGCUCCUUUGGGUGAUCAGAAUAUAACAAUAAAAGCUUAUUAUUUUGGCAUGCUUUUGAUUACAACAACCGUAUCGUUAAUCCUCAAUCAAUCGAUGAUAUUCGCACCAGACUGGUAUCGUGUCACUGUAGUUACAUUCGAAUCUAGUAUAGCCUUAACAGUCGAUAAUAUUUCUGUAACUCUUCAGGAGACAUGCGCUUCAGGUGAGUAUUUUAUUCAAUUUGAAACUCAUUUGACGUUUUCUGCAUGA